Messenger RNA from Dromaius novaehollandiae (emu), 3959 nucleotides. It is a transcript of the gene TRIM37, whose product is annotated as tripartite motif containing 37. Gene Ontology annotation, biological process: negative regulation of centriole replication; protein autoubiquitination. The coding region runs from base 277 to 3273 and encodes 998 amino acids. Lineage: Eukaryota; Metazoa; Chordata; Aves; Casuariiformes; Dromaiidae. Gene Ontology annotation, molecular function: zinc ion binding; ubiquitin protein ligase activity; ubiquitin protein ligase binding. The transcript has 25 exons. The record is from RefSeq and is a predicted model, not a curated record. Gene Ontology annotation, cellular component: aggresome; peroxisome.
GCAUGCGCGCUGCGGCGCGGCGGGCCGGGCGCGAGAGAGGGGCCGCUCGCGCCGCCGCAGGGCGGAGCUGCCCGCGCGCCCCGGCGAACAUGGCCGGCACGUAGGGGGUGCGCGGCGCUGUGGCACAGCCUGCCCCGGCGGCUCCCGCACCCCCCCGCAUUCCCCCCGCCUUUAUUCCCCCCGCCUUUAUUCCCCCCCCCCCCCGGGCACUGCGGCGGGGACGUGCUGCGCGGAGAGGGGCCGCGGAGACGCUCCGCCGCCGGCAGAGCCGCGGCCAUGGACGAGCAGAGCGUGGAGAGCAUUGCUGAAGUAUUCCGAUGUUUUAUUUGUAUGGAGAAAUUGCGUGAUGCACGUCUGUGUCCCCAUUGCUCCAAGCUAUGUUGUUUCAGUUGUAUUCGGCGUUGGCUGACUGAACAAAGAGCUCAGUGCCCUCACUGUAGAGCCCCGCUGCAGCUACGAGAGCUGGUGAACUGUCGUUGGGCAGAAGAGGUCACGCAACAACUUGAUACGCUUCAACUGUGCAAUCUCACCAAGCAUGAAGAAAAUGAAAAAGACAAGUGUGAAAACCAUCAUGAAAAGCUUAGUGUAUUCUGCUGGACUUGUAAGAAGUGUAUCUGCCACCAGUGUGCGCUUUGGGGAGGAAUGCACGGAGGACAUACUUUUAAGCCACUGGCAGAAAUCUAUGAGCAGCAUGUAACAAAAGUAAAUGAAGAAGUGGCAAAGCUCAGGAGAAGACUCAUGGAAUUGAUCAGUUUAGUACAAGAAGUGGAGAGGAAUGUGGAGGCAGUGCGCAGUGCAAAGGAUGAACGAGUUCGGGAGAUCAGAAAUGCAGUGGAGAUGAUGAUUGCCCGGUUAGACACUCAGCUGAAGAAUAAGCUUAUAACAUUAAUGGGUCAAAAGACAUCACUUACCCAAGAAACAGAACUUCUGGAAUCCCUGCUGCAGGAAGUAGAACAUCAGUUACGAUCAUGUAGUAAGAGUGAGUUGAUAUCCAAAAGCUCAGAGAUCCUGAUGAUGUUCCAGCAGGUUCAUCGGAAACCCAUGGCCUCAUUUGUCACUACUCCGGUUCCUCCAGACUUCACAAGUGAAUUGGUUCCAGCCUAUGACUCAACUACCUUUGUCUUGGAAAACUUUAGUACAUUGCGCCAGCGAGCAGAUCCUGUUUACAGUCCACCUCUUCAAGUGUCAGGACUUUGCUGGAGGUUAAAAGUUUAUCCAGAUGGAAAUGGAGUGGUACGGGGCUACUACCUGUCUGUGUUCUUGGAGCUGUCGGCUGGAUUGCCAGAGACAUCCAAGUAUGAGUAUCGUGUAGAAAUGGUUCACCAGUCCACCAAUGAUCCAGCUAAAAACAUAAUUCGAGAGUUUGCCUCUGAUUUUGAAGUUGGAGAAUGCUGGGGCUACAACAGAUUCUUUCGUCUAGACUUGCUAGCCAAUGAAGGCUAUUUAAACAGGCAAAAUGACACUGUGAUUCUAAGGUUUCAAGUGCGCUCACCAACCUUCUUCCAAAAGUGUCGCGAUCAACACUGGUACAUUGCUCAGUUGGAAGCAGCUCAGACAAGUUAUAUCCAACAAAUAAAUAACCUUAAAGAGAGGCUUGCAAUUGAACUUUCCCGGACGCAGAAAUCACGAGGCAUUUCACCUCCAGACACUCAUCUUAGUCCCCAGAAUGAUGAUGGUUCAGAAGCACGAUCGAAGAAAUCUGGACAAAGUGCUGAAGUACUACUUGAGAAUGUUGCCGCUCCAGGAGUGCGAGAUAGCAAGGAAGAUGAUGAGGAGAAAAUCCAGCAUGAAGACUUUAACCAUGAACUCUCCGAUGGUGACCUGGAUGUAGAUCUUGCUGGAGAAGAUGAAGUAAACCACCUUGAUGGUAGCAGCUCUUCAGCGAGUUCCACAGCAACUAGUAAUACUGAAGAAAAUGAUAUUGAUGAAGAAACUAUGUCUGGUGAAAACGAUGUAGAAUAUAGUAAUAACAUGGAGUUGGAAGAAGGAGAUCUCAUGGAGGAUGCUGCUGCUGCUGCUGCUGCUGCUACUCCUGGAGCUUCAGGUACUAGCCAUGGCUACGCCAAUGCAAGUGGAAGAUCUUCAAGGCGGGGAGGAAGCACCCUAGGCUCAGCAGCAAGUAGCAGCUUAUUAGAUAUAGAUCCCUUAAUUUUAAUCCACUUGUUGGAUUUAAAAGACAGAAAUGGUAUGGAAAACCUUUGGGGCCUUCAGCCACGUCCACCUGCCUCUCUUCUGCAGAACAGAGCAUCGUCCUAUUCUCUGAAAGAUCGAGAUCAGCGGAGACACCAGGCAAUGUGGCGUGUGCCCCCUGACUUGAAGAUGCUGAAGAGACUGAAAACUCAGAUGGCUGAAGUCCGAAGCAAAAUGUCUGAUGUAAAAAACCAACUGUCAGAAGUAAGAAGCAGCAAUGCCAGCACAUGUGAUGGACAACCCAGCUUCUUCUCUGUUGAGCAGGGUGCUUUAGCUGCCUGUGGAACGGAAAGCUGCAGCAAGUUACAAGAAAUAGGAAUGGAACUACUGACAAAAUCUUCAGUUACGAGUUGCUACAUAAGGAAUUCUGCAAGUAAGAAAAGUAAUUCACCCAAGCCUAUUCGGUCUGGAGCAGCAGGUAGCCUGUCUCUACGAAGAGCUAUGGACUGUGGGGAUGGUAAUCUUCGUUCAAAAGCCGAUGGUCAAACUUCUGAAGGUGGCAUAGGAAGUUCCAAGGCAAGCGGCAGACAUAACUCCCCCAGGCCCCUGACCGGCAGCAGUGCUUCCGAGGCGCUGCCAAAGCUCGAGGAAGGACCUUGUGAAGGUUCAGAUCCCGACGUGGGAGUUUCUGGCUUAAAUGGCUUAGCUGCUGUAGAGAAGACCAGAAAAGUUGGAGCUCUAGGAUCAAAUUCUAAAGGAAGUCGUACAGAAGGAAUGCAGUCAGCUGAUCUGGAGAACACCUCGGAAACGGGUGAACUGCAGGGCAUGCUUUCUGAAGCUGCUUCAGCUGGGGCCGAAGAAGCUGGGCUAUGUCAGAAGCAUGUCCUUCAUCUGCUACCGGGAAUGAGCAGUGAUAGUGACAUUGAAUGUGACACAGAAAACGAAGAGCAGGAGGAUGCCACCUCCACCUCAGAGGGAUUUAACCACGCCUUCUCUGUCCAGUCCUCAAGUGAAGCCUUAGAGCGGUGCUCAGUAUUUCCAGAGGGUGAUCAAGUAGGUCCCGAUGAUCUCAGCUUUGUUACUGGAGAAGACAGCACCAGCUCACUUUCUUUGGACCAGAUAGAGAACUGUCUCGGUGCCUGAAGACUGGCCGGCUUGUGUUCCUGGGAGGAGGCACGUUGUUCACUGGAGCUUAGUCCAAGACUGCUGUUCUUGGUUGUGCGCACACUCCAUUCUGUCAAGGACCAUUGUGCAGUAGUGCUACAGUCAUCUUUAACCUGUAACUAGGGCCAAGUGACCUUGGGAAGCCUUGCAGUAAAGGCCGCAUUCCUGCUGGCUCUGCCAGACAGAUGCACGUGCUCUGAAAAAAUGUCCAAAAGGUGCUGCAGCCCCCUUUCGGGAUGUUUGUCCUGUUACGUCAUGGGAAUAACGGAGAAUGUGUGAAUGUCCCCAUUUCUAAUGCUAUGAGCUGAUUGUACAAGACUGCUGAAUCCCACAGAUGCGAUGGUUUAAAAGUUGGGAUAAAGCAGUUGGCAUGAAAGUCAUUUUCCUCAGUCUGUAAUGUGGACCAACUGAACACAUUGCCAAACUUUUUGCCACUGUGCAUUGCAUUUUGAGCUGCUAAACUACUUGUUGAAGCUACGAUGAAAGCUGAAUAGCUGGUUAUUGAAAAAGCAUGAAUAACUGUAACUGAUAGUUGUCCUUGUCUCAGCUGGCUGUACUUAAGUUCAUUUUUGUAUGAAUGUUCCACAGUGUAAGUGCUGUACAACUCAUAGUUUAAAACUGUUUGCACUUUGUUAAUAAAAUGAAUGGUGAAAGCUGGUGUGAAA